Messenger RNA from Ustilago hordei, 3690 nucleotides. RefSeq names its product putative splicing factor 3b subunit 1. Gene Ontology annotation, molecular function: mRNA binding. The record is from RefSeq and is a predicted model, not a curated record. The coding region runs from base 1 to 3690 and encodes 1229 amino acids. The transcript has a single exon. Lineage: Eukaryota; Fungi; Basidiomycota; Ustilaginomycetes; Ustilaginales; Ustilaginaceae. Gene Ontology annotation, biological process: spliceosomal complex assembly. Gene Ontology annotation, cellular component: catalytic step 2 spliceosome; U12-type spliceosomal complex; U2 snRNP.
AUGCAGGAGGAAGCGGACGAGAUCCGGCGACUGCAGGACGCCCGCAAUGCAAGCGCCACCAAGGACAAGGUCGCUGUCGGCAAGCUAGGUGGUUACGAUCAGGAGAUCUACGGAGGCAACAAGCGAAGCGAUUAUGUUCGUGAGCUAUCCAUGGACAGCAACAGCGACGACAGCGGCUCGGACAAUGAAGGCGGUUCCUCGAAUGGAAAGAGGUCGAAUCCCCUCGAUGAAUAUUCGGCCCCACAGCACCUCCUGCACGAGUUUGCAAAUCACGAUGAGGAUCCCCUUAAAGCGCGAGCCGAGUCAAGGCAGAUCGCUGCUCGCCAAAGUGACUACCAUCUGCGACGAUUCAACCGUGAGCUUGUAGACGGCAAGGCAGUCGAUCCUUUUGCAGAGAACGGCCAGGCUGACGGGGCGGAAGAAGAGAGCUACAAGGAUCGCAUGAGGAGAGCCGAGCUGGAAAGGGAAGAGGAGCGCGUACGUCGCCUCAUCGAAGCUAAGGAAAAGGAGCAGAAGGAGAAGAAAGCCGAGAGAGGAGGUCAACAAGAUGAGUGGGAUAUCAAGCCAUCUUCGUCCACAGAGAAGCCCGAGGGCGACCGCACACCAAAGGCGAAGCGCAAGCGAAGAUGGGACGUGGCAGCUCCCACCGAGACGCUCGAAGCAAAGUCGGAAUACAAUGGAUUCGCUACAACAGAGACUCCUGCCGAGCCAGCCCCGCGCAAGAGAAGAUCUCGUUGGGAUGAGACGCCAGCGGAAGCCGACGCUGUUGCUGUCGCAGCAGAUUCGGUCGAGCUCAAAUCAGUAGCCAAGCGAUCACGCUGGGAUCAAGCUCCUACCAACGAAGAUAUCAAUCAGGUCGCCGACCAGUUCGCAUCUGCCCCUGAAAACGGAACUUCUUUGGCAGCGCCACUUGCAACCGACCCUCGCAAUCGAUAUAUGACGGAUGAGGAGCUCGAUUCCAUUCUGCCAUCCGAAGGUUACAUGAUCGUCGAACCACCACCCGACUAUGCUCCCGUCCGCACACCAGCUCAAAAGCUCAUGACAAGUCCCGCUCCCGAGAACGGCGGUGGCUUUAUGUUGCAAGAGGAAGGGGCCACUCGCGCUGUGCUCGAAGAGAUGAUCCCGGAUCUUCCUACCGACAUACCCGGCGUCGGUCAGCUCGCUUUCUUCAAAACCGAGGAUCAAACUUACUUCAAAAAGAUUCUGAACGAACAGGAUGAAGCCACCCUCAGCGUCGAAGAGCAGAAGGAGCGCAAGAUCAUGAGGCUUCUUCUCAAGAUCAAGAACGGAACACCAGCAACGAGGAAGACGGCGCUCCGUCAGAUCACUGAUCGUGCUCGCGAUUUCGGACCCGGCCCCCUCUUUGACAAGAUCCUGCCUCUGCUCAUGGAGCGUACUUUGGAGGACCAAGAGCGUCACUUGCUCGUCAAAGUCAUUGACCGCAUUCUUUACAAGCUCGAUGACCUCGUCCGUCCGUAUGUUGGUCGCAUCCUCGUCGUCAUCGAGCCUCUGCUCAUCGAUGAAGACUAUUAUGCACGUGUCGAGGGGCGAGAAAUCAUCAGCAAUCUCUCCAAGGCAGCUGGACUUGCACAUAUGAUCAGCACCAUGCGACCCGACAUCGACCAUGUUGAUGAGUAUGUUCGCAACACAACUGCGCGUGCUUUCUCCGUCGUCGCAUCAGCACUCGGCAUUCCUGCUCUCCUACCCUUCCUCAAGGCUGUCUGUCGAUCCAAAAAGAGUUGGCAAGCUCGACACACAGGCAUUCGCAUCGUACAGCAGAUCGCUAUCAUGAUGGGUUGCGCCAUCUUGCCUCACCUCAAGAGUCUUGUGGACUGCGUCGAAAAGGGUCUCGAAGACGAGCAGCAAAAGGUCAAGACCAUGACGGCGCUGUCGCUGGCUGCACUUGCCGAGGCAGCCGCGCCAUACGGUAUCGAAAGUUUUGAGAACGUGCUCAAGCCACUCUGGAUCGGCAUCCGACAACAUCGCGGCAAAGGUCUCGCAGCUUUUCUCAAAGCCAUUGGCUUCAUCAUUCCGCUGAUGGACUCCGACAGCACGCUCUAUUUCGUCAAGGAAGUGACCCCUACCCUCAUCCGAGAGUUUCAGAGCGCCGACGAGGAAAUGAAGAAGAUUGUACUCAAGGUGGUCAAACAAUGUGCUGCUACCGACGGUGUCACAAGCGCGUUUUUGCGGGACGAGAUGCUUCCCGAGUACUUCAAGAACUUCUGGGUACGAAGGAUGGCCUUGGAUCGUCGCAACUACAAGCAAGUCGUCGAGACCACCGUUGAGCUUGCUAACAAGGUGGGCGUGGCUGAAGUGGUCUCGCGUAUUGUCAACGAGCUCAAAGACGAGAACGAGCCUUUUCGCAAGAUGGUGAUGGAGACCAUCCAGAAGGUGGUUUCCAACUUGGGUGCCGCCGAUGUCGACGAGCGUCUCGAGGUGCAACUAGUCGAUGGACUCAUCUAUGCUUUCCAAGAGCAGACCGUCGAAGACCAAGUCAUGCUGGAGGGUGUAGGCACUGUUGUCAACGCACUCGGCAUGCACGUCAAGCCUUACCUCACACAGAUCGUUUCCACCAUCUUGUGGCGUCUCAACAACAAGAGCGCCAAGACACGACAGCAGGCCGCAGACCUCACAACCAAGUUGGCGCUCGUGAUCAAGCAGUGCGGCGAAGAUGCUCUCCUCGCUAAGCUUGGUGUCGUUUUGUUCGAGCAGCUCGGUGAAGAGUUUCCCGAGGCCCUUGCUUCGAUCAUCAGCGCCGAGACCGCGAUUGCCAAUGUGGUCGGUAUGACGCAGAUGAGCCCGCCCAUCAAGGAUCUGCUUCCACGCAUGACACCAAUCCUGCGCAAUAGACACGAAAAGGUGCAGGAAGCCAGCAUCAACCUCAUUGGUCGGAUCGCCGACAACGGCGCCGAGUUUGUCAGCCCACGCGAGUGGAUGCGUAUAUGCUUCGAGCUGCUCGACUUGCUCAAGGCACACAAGAAGGCGAUCCGAAGAGCCGCAGUCAACAGCUUCGGCUACAUCGCACGAGCCAUUGGUCCUUCCGAUGUGCUUCAAGUGCUUUUGACCAACCUCCGAGUUCAAGAGCGUCAAUCGCGUGUCUGCUCUACGGUCGCUAUCGCCAUUGUCGCCGAGACCUGUGGUCCAUUCACCACCAUCCCCGCCAUCCUCAAUGAAUACCGUACACCGGAGCUGAACGUACGCAACGGCUGUCUCAAAGCUCUCAGCUUCGUGUUUGAGUACAUCGGCGAGAUGAGCAAAGACUAUGUCUACUCGGUUGUCAGCUGUCUCGAAGACGCCCUCACAGACCGCGACCACGUUCAUCGACAGACGGCUGCCAGCAUCGUUCACCAUCUUGCGCUCGGCACAUUUGGCUUGGGCCACGAGGAGAGCAUGCAGCAUCUGCUCAAUUUGAUUUGGCCCAAUAUCUUUGAGACGAGUCCGCACGUGCUCGGUUCUGUCAUGGCGGCCAUCGAGAGUCUCGAAGUAUCACUCGGACCAGGGGUGCUUCUCAAUCACACACUUCAGGGUCUCUUCCAUCCCGCACGAAAGGUUCGAGAGGUGUAUGUCCGCAUCUACAACUCGACCUACCUCCGCUCGCAAGAUGCGAUGGUCGCCUACUAUCCUGAUUUCUCUGAGUUCUCGGACGAGCGCAACGACUACCGUAGGCACGAGCUUUACACCUUCCUGUGA